Molecule: messenger RNA, 2223 nt
Organism: Hipposideros armiger (great roundleaf bat)
Lineage: Eukaryota; Metazoa; Chordata; Mammalia; Chiroptera; Hipposideridae
Gene: CEP295NL
Product: CEP295 N-terminal like
Exons: 1
Coding region: 128-1879 (583 amino acids)
Source: RefSeq, a predicted model, not a curated record
CCAGGCCGCGGCGUGGCUGCUCCUGCCCUUGUGGGCUUGACGUGGGUCGCCGUGGCAUCUGUGGCUCCUUGGCCUCCAGCACCCUUCGUCUUCUGCCCUUGGCUCCCACCAGCUUCCUUCUGAAGCCAUGUCUGCCAAGGUCUCCAACAUGAAAAGAAACGCAGGGAGAGACGCUCGCUGGAUUCCCAGUCCCAACGACGAAGCUUUGCUUUUGAGGCAGAAACACAAAUUGCUACAAGUCAGAGAGAAAGGAGACCCUCCUGUGCGGGGAACACGAGACCUCAAGCCAUGGGAAGGCCGCCGGCUCCGGCGUGUGGCUGAGAAGUCGAGGGCGGAGUGGCAGGAAGCCCCCAACCGGCAAGUCCCAGGCCUGGGGAGGCUGCGUUGUGCACAUCUGUUAAGUAUGGGGGGAGGACGGGCCACAGAACAGGAACCUGACUCACAGGGGCUGGCUUGGCCAGGAGCAGCCUGGCCGCCAAGGGCCUGCAGGAAGCAGAGAGCAGCCUGCAGGGAAGAGAAGAGUUGCAAAGGAGGCCUGGUCAGACUGCAGCUGUGGGACACCAAGUCCCCAAGGAGAGCAGUGGGCGCCGAGAAGAAGGGGGCUAGCAGAGCGGCCGGCCUGCCGUAUCUCCCCCUGGGCCUCCCUGAGAAGAAUACAAGGAAACAAGGGCCUUCAAGGAAGACCAGCAGUGGCCGCCGUCCCGCUGACCCUCGGGUGAGAGGAGGCCCGGACAUGGGGACGCUCUGGACUGCUGCAGGGGCGAUCAGGCUCCUGGAGGAAAGGGAGGACGACCUCACCCGGGACGGGAGGGGGCAGCUGGGGAGGAGCAGUGCUCAUCUCGUUCAAAGCCCGACAGACAACUUUCUGGAUCAGAGUCCCAAGGGCCAAGAGGAUGACCGGGAACAGCGGUGGCCAGUCGGCUCCACCCGAGGAAGGGGAACCGUGCCCCAGUUGUCCCCGCGCCAGUGCGGUGACAAGAGCAGGUGGCAGCGAGAGCUGGAUCUUGCCUUCGAGUUGUUGUUUAACACAAACAGAAAGCUGAAGAGACACCUGAGCUUGUACCUGGAGCCCAGGCCGGGGAUGUACCAGAACCCCGGAGAACGGGACUUCUCAGAGAUGCAGGGACAGAGAGCCGAGCCCUGGAGAGAGACGACGGCAGCCGAUGCGGAAGUGGUGCCUGCAGGGGAGGCCAUGAGUUCAGCGGAGGGGGGCGCCCACCAGACAUCGCCCACAACUGACCUGCAAACGCUACUGAGCAAGCCCAAGAACCAGAAACAUCAGGGGAUGGUCAAGGCCAGGUCCAAGAACGAGGGUCAGCUGUCGCCUUCGGAGGCAGGAGCGUUUAUCAGCGAGGAGCAUCUCGUCUCGAGCAGCCCAGAGUCCAGACACGAAGCGCCCCGGCUGGACACGCUCUCCCGCCCACGUCACCCACAAGAACAAGCAGACGGAGCUGGCUCGAGGGCGUCAAGGCAAAAGCAGCAAAUGGAGAUGGAGCAGAGAAGACUAACGCAGCUGGAGUUGCCUGAACAAACCGAACACCCAGUGACGAGCUUGAACUUGGAGGCCCGCUGCCAGACUGAGCUAGGAGAGGAGAGGCAGGGACAGACAGGGGCUUGGGGACAGACAAGAGCUCGCCUGGCCCAUCUCACGGCCUCCUCCUCUCGAGACCAGGAGAAGGAAGUGGGAUGUGAGCUCAGUCCCACUCUCCACCGGGCCGCCAGCAUCCUCGAUGACGAUGAGAACUACGACUUCGACGACGACGGGCACAGUCACAUGAUCAGUGACCUUCAAGAGCAAAUUUUAGAGCAAAACAAGUUGCACAAGCAGUUUCUUGAAGAAGCCAGGAAACGCUUGAGAGAGUUUCAGAAAAUAUGUUAAAAGCGCGAGUCCCACCCACGAUAAACAUAUCACUGAUGCCUGGGCAUGAUCCCAGCACUGAUGCCUGUCUGUGAGGUCUGUGUGCGUCACCUGCUCAGGAAGCAGUAGGCCCCUUUACUCAUUCCCUAACCUUGCCUUUAAACCGAAGCCCUGCUCUGGAAGGCUCCUUCGCACAGAACAGGAACCCAUGUGGGUGCGGUGACCGGUCUGGCCAGAGCAGCGGCAGAGGCGGGUCCCAGAGCUGCGGCUGUUUUCAUGUGCCACAGGCACAGACGGGAAGUCCAGGUAAAUUUCAGCCCUUUAGAUGUCUUAGGCGAAUAAACACUGGACUUUCAGGGGCAUUC